AUGACGAGUACGUAUAAAGAUUCAGGCACUGCAAGCCUGAAGGAUGAUGAAGAGUUCACGGAUAUAUUGGAAGAGAGGAGGCGUACCACUGAUCUUGGUUAUGCCCUGAGAACCUUUAACCCUCAACCGUACAAAGGAGCCCCAACCCUUUCCACCCCUGACCUCAACAAAGCUGUACUGGAGUCCCAGUAUCUGUGCUAUAUUAUCAAAGAGAUUGCCAUGGAGACGGGGUCAUCCGUGGAGAAGGUGAAAGAAGAUGCUUCUGGGAUUUUGAAGGAAAUGUCUCACAAUCUGCAGCUGGGGUUUAUCAGGCUAUUGGGCUACACUCUAAACAAGGUGUUCAAGAGACUCUACAGGAGCAUCUAUGUCAACAUGGAAGGACUCAACAUGCUGCAGCAGGCCAUCCAGGAGAGUCCUGUGAUCUUGAUACCCAAUCACAGGAGUUAUGUGGACUUCUUGAUUAUCUCCUACAUCCUGUUCACCUACGACAUCCCAGUACCUGUCAUUGCUGCAGGAAUUCGUCUUGCAGAUGUGACGAUUAUUGGAGGGCUUCUGCGUCGCUCUGGAGCUUUUUAUAUCCGACGAGCAAUUGGUUCUGACAAGCUGUACUGGGCGGUGCUUUUAGAAUACGUACAAACAAUUGUCAGGACAGGAUAUGCUCCUUUGGAGUUUUAUGUAGAAGGUUUCAGGAGUCGCACACUGAAGUCUCUGGUGCCAAAGCUUGGUAUGAUGGACAUGGUGCUGGAGCCAUACUUUAAAGGUGAGGUGUUUGACAUUACCCUGGUGCCCAUCAGUAUCAGCUAUGACAGAGUGCUGGAGGAGUCAUUACUUGCACUUGAGUUGUUGGGUGUCCCAAGACCACAAGAAAGCAUCACCGGACUCUUUAAAGCUAGCGGAGUCCUGCAGGAAGAUUAUGGCUGCAUGCAUGUGAACUUUGGCCGCCCCCUGUCUGCCCGACAGCUGUGUGAAGGAAAGAUAAAUUGGAGCGAGUACAACCUCAUUCCAAGAAAUCUUCCCCAGAGGCCAACUGCAGAGACCCAGGACUGUGUGAACUGGCUGGCCCAUUUGAUUGUGCGAACCCAGGAGGAGGGCUCUUUGAUCAGCCCUUGGUCUCUGAUGGCCUGCCUGUUGCUCCAGACUCCAUUCACAACUUUAACGGAAGAGGGUCUGCAGUGGCAUCAGCUCACAGAAAAAACCCUCUGGCUCAGGAAGCUGGUGCUGGAUUUCGGGGCCCGUCUGAACUGGCCUGCACACAUCCCAGACUCAGAAGUGAUGUCAUCCACCGUGGCUCUUCAUCACUCCAUUGUCCAUCAUAAAGAGGACCGUAUCUACCUGGUUCAGGAUGAAGACCCUGCGAGGCAAGAUCCACUCAGCCCAGAGGAAGGUGUGAUGAGGAUGGCGGUAGUGGUGCUGAUGCUGGUUUCCUACAGGAAUCAGGCGUUGCAUGUCUUUGUGCGUCCAGGAAUACUUGCUACAGCCAUCCACAUCACAAAAAAAACACAGAAGGAUGAGCUCUUCAGCUUUUUCUGCUUCCUGCGGGACGUCUUCUCCAAUGAAUUUAUCUUUAUCCCUGGCAGGGCAGCGCAGGACUUUGAGGAGGCAUGUUCACUCCUGCAGAAAUGUGGAGCAGUCCACAUCAGUCAGCAGGAAGUGACCGUGUUGGAAACGGGGCUGGAAGUUUUAUCCUUUCUGCAGAAGCUGCUGCAACCCUUCUUAGACUCAUAUCAGCUGAUGUUCAGGUACUUGUGUGAAAAGGAAGAUCACGUGUUUACUGAGGAACAGUUCCUACCUGAUGUGCGAAACCUGGCUACAAAACUCAUCGUCUCAGGUGACCUUCACACCUUUGAAGUCCUGUCUUCUGACACACAGAAAAAUGUUCUUUCUGCACUGCGGAGACUGGAGGCGGUGACGAAGUUGAGGGUGUCCCAGCAGAAGGAAUACAAAGUGAACAAAGCAGCUGUCAGCAGAACUGGUGACAUACUCUGUAAGUUUAUUUGUGAUAUUCCACUGGGAAAGUCCCUCUUGAGAGCCUCCACACUACACCUGACGCAAGACUUCAGUGUCAAGUGGAAUAAAUUCAUCCUCAGUAUCAGCUCACAGCCCCCUCCUCAAUGA
Messenger RNA from Pelmatolapia mariae (spotted tilapia), 2115 nucleotides. Its product is annotated as dihydroxyacetone phosphate acyltransferase-like. Bases 1 to 2115 code for a protein of 704 amino acids. The record is from RefSeq and is a predicted model, not a curated record. The transcript has 16 exons. Gene Ontology annotation, molecular function: glycerone-phosphate O-acyltransferase activity; glycerol-3-phosphate O-acyltransferase activity. Gene Ontology annotation, cellular component: peroxisomal membrane; mitochondrial membrane. Gene Ontology annotation, biological process: triglyceride biosynthetic process; phospholipid biosynthetic process; ether lipid biosynthetic process. NCBI's taxonomy places the organism in Eukaryota, Metazoa, Chordata, Actinopteri, Cichliformes, Cichlidae.